CAGUGACAGGGGUGCCCAUACCCCAGACAGGGAUCACGUGUCCAGGUCAGGGGUCCGUGGACGAGGCCAAGAAGAAACUCGUCGUGUCCUGGAAGCUCUGUAAGUCUUCAGUCAGUGGUUGUAUGACGUCAGUUGGCUACGUCCGAAUACGCUCACUAGUUGUUUGGCCAUGGUCAAAGAGACUCCCAAUAGAUUACCUAGAGCUCUAAGAAAGCUCACCUGUAUCUCUCCUACUCUGUCCGAUACUAAUUUAAUAAUCCAUUUGUAAAAUAUGCCAUAGAGAUCAAUAGUGUUACCGUAAUCCUUCAAAUAAAUUCAAUGAGGAUCUGGUCUAGUAGGGAAAAUAAAAGUCAAUCAAAUCCAACUUCAAUAAACAAUGCAUCAAUAUUAAUUUGUACACAUCUUUCAUCCGAGUCUUACAAAAAUAACAACUUGUAUACAUUUGGUCAAGUCUUGAGGAAGAUAAUAAAUUGUAUAGUGUACUAUUGGUCGGGUCUUGGGGAAGAUAACAGAAUGUAUAGUGUACUUUUGGUCGGGUCUUGGGGAAGAUAACAGAAUGUAUAGUGUGCUUUUGGUCAGGUUUGGGCAAUGAUAACAAAUUGCAUUUUGUACUUUUGGGCGAGUUUUGAGGAAGAGAACAAAUUGUAUAGUGAAUUUCUGGACUUAUCAAGCAAUAAAUCGUUUAUAAGAUUCAGCAAGCUUAUAAAUAUUUAUUUUUUACCUCCAAACCUACAAAUAGAGGGAAAUAUUUGAAACUAUUUGGUGCGUUGAGCAUGUCUUGCUUUACACGUAUUGGUGUACAUGUAUUGGUGUACAUGUCUUGGUGAACAUGUCUUGAUGCACAUGUCUUGGUGUACAUGUCGUGCUGUACAUGUCUUGCUGUACAUGUCUUGGUGUACAUGUCUUGGUGAACAUGUCUUGGUGCACAUGUCUUGGUGAGCAUGUCUUGGUGUCCAUGUCUUGGUGUACAUGUCUUGUUUGUCCAAGGUUAUUGAUAAAAUCACCUCCAUCACAGCCCCUGUGAAGACCCAACUUGUCACAGAAUGCCCUGGCGUACAAUCCUGUUACGACCAGAGCGACGAAGUGUACGCUGAUUCCCUAUACUCAUUCGACCCGAAGAGAGUGUGUCGGUAAGAUUGAACGCUUAUCUUGUUUGUAUCAUUGAAUGGGUAGGCUUUUGGUUCCAACCGGAAGUGUAGGAUGGGGAGUGCAGAGGGGGCCUUUCCGCCCUGGGUGACACUUUUCUAUACGUUAAGGGGUGGCAUUUUAGACCAACUUUUUUUCGAAGUUGUGGGGAGUCAAAAACAUGGCCCAUCCCGGGGCGCUCUAACCGUAGCUACGCCCCAUAGGGUUCUAACUCAAUGUUUAGACAUUCGGUGAAGCGUGUAGUCGAAGUAGAGUUUAAUUAUAAAUGGCAUCUAUUUUCUAUGACAGCUAAAAAAAAAUUGCAUACAAAUUAAGCAUGGGUUAUACUGAACAAUUUCUGUCACCAGAAACCAGCUCAACAGCCUUAGAUGUGAGGAGAAAGCCGCGUGCGGGUGUGGUCAAAGAGAGGCUCGCGUGGCCGCCACACAGAAGGCAAUACUUGACCACAACGCUAACUGUUCCAGAUGUGAGUAAACGUUUGAUUUGUGAUUGAGUGUUAUCAGAUCGAUCCAUACAUCACUAAAACUCAAAGCGGUUCUCUGAGGUGCCAUUGCCCAAACGUUUAUUUUCAAAUUACAUCACACAUCCUUACUGCACGCUUACAUUCGUCCAUCUGUUCGUAUUCUAGUUUUGUGAGGUCACUAAUACAAAGUCUCUUAUAUCAUCACAGAUGCUCCUCAUGCCAACAUGUCGUCUUGUGAUGGUAAGUCAUACCAGGACGCGUGUGGUCUAGAUCACUCUCAUCAAUUUCUGGGGCUGAUUUUUAAGGAUUUUAAGGAUUAUUAAGGAUUUUAAGGAUUUUUAAGGAUUUUAAGGAUUAUUAAGGAUUUUAAGGAUUUUUAAGGAUUUUAAGGAUUAUUAAGGAUUUUAAGGAUUUUUAAGGAUUUUAAGGAUUAUAAAGGAUUUUAAGGAUUAUUAAGGAUUUUAAGGAUUUUUAAGGAUUUUAUAAAGAUUUAUGAGGAUUUUAGGGUUUUGUAUGUAUUUUAACAAUGUUCAUAUUUUUAAAGGUUUUUCAAUGAUUUGAAGGAUGGUUUUUACAAAAAGUUUUAACGACACAUGUUCUUUCUCCAUUAUUAUUUAAUCAGCGAUUGGUUAUUAAAUCCAAAAUCUUACAAUAUAAGAAUAUUAUUUUUUAUAAACUUUCAAGUUUCAAUAUUUUAAGCCACUAGGACCUGUAACACGUUUAUGUGAUUUAAAAAAAAAAUAUUUUCCCCAACCCCCCUGCCCCCUUCCCUCUUUAGACUCCUCGAGUCAGUUUUGCCACUCAUACGUUCCCCGUUCCCCAUUUUAUUUCAAACUUUCCAUAUUCCUAAAAGCAACUCAUAAAACGACUGUUGUGUCUCACCAUCUUAAGUGCCCUAUGCCUGUCUCUGUUUCCAGAGACCACAGUCUGCAGUCGGGCCCUGGUCAAUGAUGUGUGCAUGGAGAAACUCACAAACCAGGCGGACAGUGUGGCGCAGUGCUAGUGAGUCCUCAGAUGGGGUUGCCCGAUCAAAAGAUAUUACAUGUUCAUGAUUUAUGAUAUUAUGUUCAUGACGUGACCCAGUUAUAAAUGCGCAAAUAAUUUUUUAUGUUUAUUACGUGACCCAGUUAUAAAUGCGCAAAUCAUGUUUUAUGUUCAUGACGUGACCCAGUUAUAAAUGUGCAAAUCAUGUUUUAUGUUCAUGACGUGACCCAGUUAUAAAUGUGCAUAUCAUAUUUUAUGUUUCUGGCGUGACCCAGUUAUAAAUGUACAUAUCAUAUUUUAUGUUUCUGGCGUGACCCAGUUGUAAAUGUGCAUAUCACAUUUUAUGUUUCUGGCGUGACCCAUUUAUAACUGUGCGUAUCGUAUUUUAUGCUUCUGACGCGACACAGUUAUAAAUGUGCAUAUCAUAUGUUAUAUUUCUGACGUGACCCAGUAAUAAAUAUGUACAUCAUGUUUUCAUGGACGGCUUCCAGCGAAUGGGCCAAUUACCUCAACUGUGCCCAUGACGUCACGUGCACGUGCGGACUGCUGGACACCGGCAACGACUCCAGGUCUGACGCGGUGUAUGUAAAUAUAGCGAAGAUCAACUACUUGUUGUUCACACCCCCAAAAUGUAGUGAUGGUAAGCCAGUGUUGUUAUAUUUCUGUAUGUGACAGAAGGUUGUCAAGACAGUUUGUUCAAAUAGUUUUAGUGGAGUCCACUGUGUCCGAUGAACAAUUACGGACAUUGGAAACAUGUUGCUCCCACCCUCAUUAUAACACACACACGCACAUACAUACACACACACACACACACACAUACACACAAAGAAAAACAUUUUGUAGAAGGGGGAAUAAAAGACUAAAGUAUCGAGGACUAUUUUUAACAUUAAAAUAGCAUCUAGUGCAGUUUCUUGGUGCCCACCUGGUAAUAUUUUUGUGGGCGUGCCCGAAGAUUUAGACAAGUAGGUCAGGCUUACGUCAGGCUAGAACCACGCAUGGUCUGCUUAAUUUUGGAUUAGCAUUUUGUUAAGCUUAAGUUUAGGAGUGCGUACGUAGGAAGUGACGCAUCAGGAAAUUAACAACAUGAAAGCGAUGAGGACCUAUUACACAAAAGCGAUGGGGCAACAAUUACAGAAAAGCGAUGGGGCAAAAAUUACAGAAAAGCGAUGGGGCAACAAUUACAGAAAAGCGAUGGGGCAACAAUUACAGAAAAGCGAUGGGGCAACAAUUACAGAAAAACGAUGGGGCAACAAUUACACAUAAACGAUUUGUUCCCCAUCGUUUUUGUGUAAGUGUUCCCCAACGAAGAGGUAACAAUUACACAAAAACGACGGGGCACCCAUUACACAUUGACGAAGUGGUUCUAAUGGAAAACGCAUUAAAUACAUACGCAAUAAUUGUCAAUAUGUGUGUAUACUCUUUAAAUUUGGUGGAGGGUGAUGUUCUGGGACCACGUUCUGGGGUGACGUUCUGGGAUGACGUUCGGGGGUGACUUUCUGGGACCACGUUCUGGGAUGACGUUCUGGGAUGACAUUCUGGGGUGAUGUCUGGGAUGACGUUCUGGGACGACCUUCUGGGGUGACUUCUGGGGUGACGUUCUGGGACGACCUUCUGGGACGACCUUCUGGGGUGACGUUCUGGGGUGACGUUGUGAGGUGACGUUCUGGGGUAACAUUCUGGGUCUACGCUCUGGGAUGACGUUCUUGAAUGACGUUCUUGAAUGACGUUCUGGGACGACGUUCUUGAACGACGCUCUGGGACGACGUUCUUGAACGACGUUCUGGGACGACGUUCUCGAACGACGUUCUGUGACGACGUUCUGGGACGACGUUCUGGGACGACGUUCUGGGGUGACGUUCUGGGAUGACGUUCUGGGGUGAUGUCUGGGAUGACGUUCUGGGACGACCUUCUGGGGUGACGUUCUGGGAUGACGUUCUGAUGUGCCCUCUAAGCACAAAAUGAUUCAGACAUCUUAAAUUAUUGGAUUCAAAAGGAGGAUGAGUCAAACGGCCACCAUGUAUAAUAACAAGUUUAUACAUUUGAUGGAAUAGUACCAAUGAGGUAAAUUACAGAUAUAAAAAAAUGAAUAAAAAUGACCCAUCUUGACUAAAAAUUCCCGCCAAUAGCAAGAUGUGUGCAUUGGUACUUUGAAAUUUUUGGACAUUUCUUGUCCCCAGUGCUCAACGACAUCGCUCUCAGAGUGCCGGAGAUGUUGCUGAGCCCAGAUUUUCUUUGUUUCGGUGAGUACAGCCAUAACAUGGGGAGUACAACCAUAACAACAACCACCAGCAAAAAUUAGGGUGUACAACCAUCACAGCUAGCAAAAACCGUGGGGGGGGGGUGGAGAAUAUUAAAAGCCCAUCGCUUAGAUACAUGUUAAUUGUACUAGCCAUAUGGAAGAAUAGUGACUUGUCUUUCUUUUCUUAUCUUCUCCCGGGGAGAGCCCGCCGAACCUAAGCCUCUUCUUUGCCUUGGGAGACGUUGGACUGAGUUGACCAGUCGGCCGCGCCAAGUAGAGGCCAAACCCUUGGGGACACCGUUGAAGCGGGGCUUUACCUGAAGAGUUCAUUUUAGUUGGAGAAUACUCUAUCCUCUGUCCACGGGAUCAAGGGUCAAAUAAAAUCAUCGGGUCUUUAAUCACAUUUCUAAGCGAUCAGAUAUCAUAUAAUGUUAAAGAUGUAAUAAGAUAUGAUAAGAUAAGAUUCUUUUAUUGAUCCAAAUAAAUGGAAAUUUUUUUUGAUUGCAUUAUACAAGUGAUAAAGCUUGUAACUAAGUUGCGGUAUAAGCCUUCUCCUUCAGAUAUUAAGCCAACAAUGGUGGUAUCAUCAGCAAAUUUUAAGAUUGGAACGGUUUAAAUAAUAAGACUCAAUAUGCAGAUGUCCCUUCAUGGUGAUAGCGGGAUUUGGGGGGAGGGGGGAGGGGGGGGAGAGAGACUGUAAUCAGGUUAGGUAGAAGUAAAUAUGCGAAACAAAAUAUGGGAAAACAUGUAAUGAUGUUGUAUUGCCUCGUUUUUCCGGUAUCUCCAAACUUUUUUUCACGUAUUUACUUAACGGUGAUGCAUAGAGGUUUUUCCUCUAAGAUAUAAUAUAUAAACUAUGCAUAAGAUAUAGAGAGAUUUUAUAUGAAGGGAAUGUUUUCAUUAGAUGUAGAGAGAUUUUAUAUGAAGGGAAUGUUUUCAUUAGAUGUAGAGAGAUUUUAUAUGAAGGGAAUGUUUUCAUUAGAUGUAGAGAGAUUUUAUAUGAAGGGAAUGUUUUCAUUAGAUGUAGAGAGAUUUUAUAUGAAGGGAAUGUUUUCAUUAGAUGUAGAGAGAUUUUAUAUGAAGGGAAUGUUUUCAUUAGAUGUAGAGAGAUUUUAUAUGAAGGGAAUGUUUUCAUUAGAUGUAGAGAGAUUUUAUAUGAAGGGAAUGUUUUCAUUAGAUGUAGAGAGAUUUUAUAUGAAGGGAAUGUUUUCAUUAGAUGUAGAGAGAUUUUAUAUGAAGGGAAUGUUUUCAUUAGAUGUAGAGAGAUUUUAUAUGAAGGGAAUGUUUUCAUUAGAUGUAGAGAGAUUUGUUUUUGAAGAAGCUUCACAGAAGUGAAUACGUUUAAGAAGUUGCAUAAAUUUGAUAUUUAAUUAUUGUUUUUUUAAAGAUGUUAUUUAAGGAUGCUAUACAACGGUUCUCACAUUGUAUUGUGUCUUCAGACCGUGUUACAGCCAUGCCUAAACUUAUCCCAGUUGCCAAGACCCUAAUCGAAAAAGGUUAGAAAACAUUCAUUGGAUAUUGCAAGAGAAAAUAUUUUUUCUCUUUCUUCUUGUUUGAAUUUUAUCAAUUUCUUUCAAGAAUUUUUUUCUUUUGUGACCAAAUGACUCGUGGCCUGACCUCCUUGUCUCCCCGCGUCUUCAGACUUUAGAGCAGUGGUUCUCAACCUUCCUAGUGUCGUGACAGUUCUUCAUGUUGUGUUGACCCUCCCUUCAUACAAUUAUUUUCGUUGCUACUUCAUAAGCAUGUGCUUUCCGAUGGUCUUAGGUGACCCCUGUUUAAGGAUCGUUCGAGCCUCAAAGGGAUCGCGACCCACAAGUUGAGAACCUUUAGAGGGCUUUUUAUGAUAAAUUCAUCAUCAAACAGUAGGGAAUGUAUUGGGUGUAAAGUACAACACCAUCAAACAGUUGGGAAUGUAUUGUGUGUAAAGUACAACACCACCAAACAGGUUUCGAAAGAAUGUGUCCCUAGUUUAAGACAUACAUUUUACUCCCUUUGCAUAUUAAAAUAUUAUAUGUGGGUACACUAUAUUCUAAGCUUAAUAUAUGUGUUUAGUGAAAGCACACAGAAUGCUACUAUAGUAAGGACAGCAGGGAGGCAGGGGCGACAUUUGGGUAGGGAAAGGUGGGGCAUUAGCCCCCUUCCCCCUGAAUUUUUUUUUUGUUGAUUUUAUUUAAAUUGCUUUGUACUGUGGCGCCUGCAGUAAUAAACAUUAUAAACCGACCAAGGUUUGGUUUUGCCCCCCCCCCUCCCCCUAAAAUGGUGCCUCUACAAGUAGGUUAGUGAAAUCACGUAGAAUAAUGCUAUAGCUAGGACAGCAAUGAUGAUAGUCAAACCACAUAGAAUAAUGCUAUAGCUAGGACAGCAAGGAUGAUAGUCAAACCACAUAGAAUAAUGCUAUAGCUAGGACAGCAAGGAUGAUAGUCAAACCACAUAGAAUAAUGCUAUAGUUAGGACAGCAAGGGUGAUAGUCAAACCACAUAGAAUAAUGCUAUAGUUAGGACAGCAAGGAGAAUAGUGAAACAACAGAGAAUGUUGAUAUAGUUAGGACGGGCAGCAUGUGGGCCUUGAUGGGGUUGGGGGGAAAGGGGGGGGGGAAUGAUGUUGAUGAUGUUGAAAUAAUUGUUGUUUUUGUUGUUGUUUUUUGGUUAUCCUGUAUUAAAAUUUUAUUUAUUAACACUGACCCAACCACUCUUUUUUUCCCCCUUAAUCCAGCCAUUGAGUUUGAUCCCUGGCCAUCCAUUUGUCCGGCCGUGAUGCAGUGCGCGACACAGUACGACCAGUUCAAGAUUGACGCACUGAGUAAAAAGGAUUAUAUCGCCUACUGCCUGUGAGUCAUUCUAUGGGGCAUAGACCCCUGCUUUAUAGAAUGCCUACUGCCUGUGAGUCAUUCUAUGGGGCAUAGACCCCUGCUUUAUAGAAUGCCUACUGCCUGUGAGUCAUUCUAUGGGGCAUAGACCCCUGCUUUAUAGAACGCCUGCUGCCUAUGAGUCAUUCUAUGGGGCAUAGACCCCUGCUUUAUAGAAUGCCUACUGCCUGUGAGUCAUUCUAUGGGGCAUAGACCCCUGCUUUAUAGAAUGCCACUGCAUGUGAGUCAUUCUAUGGGGCAUAGACCCCUGCUUUAUAGAAUGCCUACUGCCUGCGAGUCAUCAUAUGGGGCACAGACCCCUGCUUUAUAGAAUGUCUGCUUCUUGCGAGUCAUUUUAUGGGGCACAGACCCCUGCUUUAUAGAAUACCUAUUCCACGUGAGUCUUUCUAAGGGGCAUAUAGACCCUUGCUUUAUAGAAUGCCUACUGCAUGUGAGUAACUCUAUCGGUCAUUGGCCUCCGCUUUGUUGAAUGUAUGUUGUGUAUUUCCUUAGAAUAUUGAUUGAUUGUUUUUUAAUUUAAUUUUCUUUUAAAUCUUUUAAAAAAUUUGUCACAGGCCGUUUCGUAUCUGACGUCACGUUUUCUAUUUUUACGAACUCCAUACGAAGAGCACAAUUAACACUUCCUUUGUUCUUGUGCCUUCUGGCAAAAAUCUUCUCAUCGCUAAAUGACCCACUUCCCGUCAUCCUAUCAAGCUGAAGCUUGGCAUAUAGAUUCGUUGCCGGUGACAACACAUUCUGUCCAAAUUUUCAACCCCCCCCUCCCAGCCCCACUCCAACCCCUAACCAGGUUUUUCCGUGUGUCAAGGUGAAAAUGAAUGAACUAUUAUUUAUUCAAUGGGUAUGUGUUUUGGUGUGGAGAUUAAUUGUGUACUUGUUUGCUAUGUGCUUUGUAUCUGUGACGUAUUUGGGUUUAAAUAUAUCUUUAGUCUAUUACGUUUUACAUGCACUAGGUUUGAUAAAAACCAUUCCCAUACCAAAAAAUCAGUUGCUACAAUCACAUGAAUUAUAAAUCACGUAAUGUAUAUAAAUGCAAACAAACAAAAGUAUAGAAAGGAUUUAUACGAAAAACUGUGAUGUAACGGUCGUUUCCAUAUCAUCCUCCAGAACAAGUACAAAUCUUAUCCAGUGUACUCGGACUGCACUAUGCGGGUGUGGGCUGUCAGCCGGCCCAGAGGCAAAAGCGUUGGACUCUUUCUUGCUGUCCAAGUACGGGGACUGCAGCAUUGGUGAGUCGUUCAUGAACAGUUUGAUGGGAGGCCAGGGUUAACUUGGUCUGAUGGAGUGUUGCAGCGAUUCAGGGGACUGGGUCCCCACUCCAACAGCUAAAAAACAUUCAUACACUCUCAUAAAACACAUGCAUACACUCGCGUACCCAAGUUACCCAAAUCACCCUUCCCUGUCCUCAACAUAAAAAUCGGUAAAUUCUGAAUAUUAAUUCCGUUAUUUUGAUGUCUUACUUUUCUUGUCGGUUUAAAAGAAAAUUCUCUUAUUUAAUUGUGUUCCUUUUGUCACCCUUCCUUUAUAAUGAAGGUAACAAUAAAAAUAUAUUUUUAAAAAAAACAGGGGAGGGAGGGGGGGGGGGCGGAAAAUAUCACGCUUUUUUACUUGCCAUUGGCAGUUGCUGCCCUUGGUUGACCUACAUUUCAAUGGUUUGGUUUUAAUGGGUUGAAUUACAUUUUCAGUGGUUGCAAUGGUUUGAUUUGAAUUGGUUUACCUACAUUUUCAGUGGUUGCAAUGGUUUGAUUUGAAUUGUUUGACCUAAAUUUUCAGUGGUUGCAAAGGUUUCAUUUAAAUUGGUUGACCUACAUUUUCAGUUGUUGCAAAGGUUUCAUUUGAAUUUUUUUUCAGUCAUCACCCUUGGUUCCUCCGAUUGCGGUCAUAUAGGAGAAGGGGGCGGCAUUGUGGCUGACGGUAAGAGUCGACAUCAAAAUAUGUUGGGUUUGUCAUACACGCCAUGGCUUCUGAUGUAUUAAACACAACCUAAAUUGUUAAUGGUAAAUGAUUCAUUUCAAUCAAAAUACGAAGAAAGCAAUAAUUUUAUUAAUAUUAAGAAAUAAACUUUGGACAUAUGCUGAAUUUUUUUUUUCUUCCGUUUUUUUUUUUACCAGCCCCACCCGCCGGUCCCCCAUCUAACAGCCCUCCAUCUUCUGCCCCAACAUCAAAAAGUCCAUCAGGAAUGUUACCUGAACAAAGUAAGUGUUACGUUGUGACCAAACGACAGCGGUUGUUAAGAGGAUGUGUUCUGAGAUGUCCAAACAUUGGAUCUAGUAGUACUUACAUCAGUGAAAUAGUGGUGGGGGUGGCAUAAUGUGGGGAUAUUGAGGGUUGUGACAUUAUGGUGGGUUGGUAAGGUUGUGACAUUAUGGUGGGUUGGUAAGGUUGUGGCAUUAUGGCGGUUGGUAAGUUUGUGGCAUUAUGGUGGGUUGGUGAGCGGUUGUGACAUUAUGGUGUGUUGCUGAGAUUGUGACAUUAUGGUGUGUUGCUGAGGUUGUGACAUUUUGGUGGGUUGGUGAGGUUGUGACAUUAUGGUGGGUUGGUGAGGUUGUGAUAUUAUGGUUGGUUGGUGAGGUUGUGACAUUUUGGUGGGUUGGUGAGGUUGUGACCUUAUGGUGUGUUGGUGAGGUUGUGACAUUAUGGUGGGUUGGUGACCGGUUGACAUUAUGGUGGGUUGGUGAGCGGGUGAAAUUAUGGUGGGUUGGUGAGGUUGUGACAUUAUGGUGUGUUGGUGAGCUUGUGACAUUAUGGUUGGCUGGUGAGCGGUUGACAUUAUGUUGGGUUGGUGAGCGGGUGAUAUUAUAGUGGGUUGGUGAGGUUGUGACAUUAUGGUGUGUUGGUGAGGUUGUGGCAUUAUGGUUGGUUGGUGAGGUUGUGGCAUUAUGGUGGGUUGGUGAGGUUGUGACAUUGUGGUGGGUUGGUGAGGUUGUGACAUUGUGGUGGGUUGGUGAGGUUGUGACAUUGUGGUGGGUUGGUGAGGUUGUGACAUUGUGGUGGGUUGGUGAGGUUGUGACAUUGUGGUGGGUUGGUGAGCGGGUGACAUUAUGGUGGGUUGCUGAGGUUGUGGCAUUAUGGUGGGUUGGUGAGGUUGUGUCAUUAUGGUGGGUUGGUGAGGUUGUGACAUUAUGGUGGGUUGUGAGGUUGUGACAUUAUGGUGGGUUGGUGAGGUUGUGUCAUUAUGGUGGGUUGGUGAGGUUGUGACAUUAUGGUGGGUUGUGAGGUUGUGACAUUAUGGUGGGUUGGUGAGGUUGUGACAUUAUGGUGGGUUGGUGAGGUUGUGACAUUAUGGUGGGUUGGUGAGGUUGUGUCAUUAUGGUGGGUUGUGAGGUUGUGACAUUAUGGUGGGUUGUGAGGUUGUGACAUUAUGGUGGGUUGGUGAGGUUGUGACAUUAUGGUGGGUUGGUGAGGUUGUGACAUUAUGGUGGGUUGGUGAGGUUGUGGCAUUAAGUCGGAGGUGCAGGAAAGGUAAGUGGUUUGAGGAUGGCAUGGCAUAAUGACAGAUUGAUGGAGGAAUAGGAUAAUGAUAAGGCGAGAUGGUGACUUUAAGGAAUAGCGUAUCGAUGGCAGAAGGGUUUUGCAGAGAUAUGGAAGUGCAGGGUGAGAUAAUAAUGAGAAAACAGAUUCAAAGUGUGAUUAACUGAAUAAUUUCUUGUAGCAAUGUUUCAUUCAUCAAACCGUGACUAACUUUGUCAUUUGUUGUAACAAUGUUGCAAUCAUCAAACCAUAACUAACUUUGUCAUUUGUUGUAACAAUGUUGCAAUCAUCAAACCGUGACUAACUUUGUCAUUUGUUGUAACAAUGUUGCAAUCAUCAAACCAUAACUAACUUUGUCAUUUGUUUUAACAAUGUUUCAUUCAUCAAACCGUGACUAACUUUGUCAUUUGUUGUAACAAUGUUGCAAUCAUCAAACCGUGACUAACUUUGUCAUUUGUUGUAACAAUGUUGCAAUCAUCAAACCAUAACUAACUUUGUCAUUUGUUUUAACAAUGUUUCAUUCAUCAAACCGUGACUAACUUUGUCAUUUGUUGUAACAAUGUUGCAAUCAUCAAACCAUAACUAACUUUGUCAUUUGUUUUAACAAUGUUUCAUUCAUCAAACCGUGACUAACUUUGUCAUUUGUUGUAACAAUGUUGCAAUCAUCAAACCAUAACUAACUUUGUCAUUUGUUUUAACAAUGUUUCAAUCAUCAAACCGUGACUAAAUUUGUCAUUUGUUGUAACAAUGUUGCAAUCAUCAAACCGUGACUAACUUUGUCAUUUGUUGUAACAAUGUUGCAAUCAUCAAACCAUAACUAACUUUGUCAUUUGUUUUAACAAUGUUGCAAUCAUCAAACCGUGACUAACUUUGUCAUUUGUUGUAACAAUGUUUCAUUCAUUAAACCGUGACUAACUUUGUCAUUUGUUGUAACAAUGUUUCAUUCAUUAAACCGUGACUAACUUUGUCAUUUGUUGUAACAAUGUUGCAAUCAUCAAACCAUAACUAACUUUGUCAUUUGUUUUAACAAUGUUUCAUUCAUCAAACCGUGACUAACUUUGUCAUUUGUUUUAACAAUGUUUCAUUCAUCAAACCGUGACUAACUUUGUCAUUUGUUGUAACAAUGUUGCAAUCAUCAAACCAUAACUAACUUUGUCAUUUGUUGUAACAAUGUUUCAUUCAUUAAACCGUGACUAAAUUUGUCAUUUGUUGUAACAAUGUUGCAAUCAUCAAACCGUGACUAACUUUGUCAUUUGUUUUAACAAUGUUUCAUUCAUCAAACCGUGACUAACUUUGUCAUUUGUUGUAACAAUGUUGCAGUCAUCAACCCUUGACUAACUUAGUCAUGUCUUGUAACAAUUUUUCAGUCAUCAAACCUUGACUAACUUAUUCAUGUCUUGUUACAAUGUUUCAGUAACUACAACAAAAGCGUCCGUCGGUGGUUUUGUAUUUGGUCGGAAUGUUGGUAAGUCAAGAAAUCAUGGCCGGAGAAAUAACAUACUACUUAUACUAAGACUUACUUACUACUUACUCCACAUAAUACAUACUACUUACUCUACUUUCAGCUUACUCUAUUAAACACACAAAAAACAUGUGACAUUCUUUAUUGUAGAUAUUGUUGUAUUUUUAGGUUCAUCAUUGAUCUCUUUAGAAAUAUCUUGGACAGAUACACGUUUUUUAGCGAUUCCAUUUCAGUUACCAUGACAACGUAAUUGUAUUGUUUUUCUGUUAACAGGCUCCGAACGAGGUCGGCCUGGUGCUGAAUUGAUCUUAGGCCUGAUUGUGACAACGAUGACCUGCUUUUUGAUAGUCAUGUAAUAGUAGCUUGUAUCACCUUGCUUGUUGUUGUUUUUUUUUUUUGUUUUUUUUCGCAUUUUGAGUUUCGGAGAUGUCUUCAUGGGACAUUUUCUUGUGUUAUUUAUUUGAAAACAUGGUUGUGGGGAUUAGGCUAUUUUUGUGUCUUAAGUAAACCGAAUGUUGGAGAGUUUAGCAUGAUAACUUAGAAAAGUGGUUCUUAGCCUUUUUGGAGGUACCGAACCCCACCAGUUUCAUAUGCGCAUUCACCGGACCCUUCUUAAUAGUGAAAAUGAAAUAGGAUUUUUUUUUUCCUGAUUUUUUUUUUUUUUUUUUGACCUCCGCCGAACCCCUGAGAUUCUUUGCUUUUUUGGAGGUACCGAACCCCACCAGUUUCAUAUGUGCAUUCUCCGGACCCUUUUUAAUAGUGAAAAUGAAAUAGGAUUUUUUUUUUCCUGAUUUUUUUUUUUUUUUUUUGACCUCCGCCGAACCCCUGAGACUGACUCACCGAACCCCCUGGUGUUUGAUCGAACCCAGGUUAAGAACCACUGACUUAGAAUGUUUCUAGAAAGCCAGUUACAUUAAAAUAAGUUCGUUUUCUAAUGUUGUUUCCCGAGAAAAAUCUUUGACAAAGUUAAAGUCUUAUUUAUUUAUUUGUUCACUGUUCAUAAAUAACAGCAAUGUAGUCAACGUCAACAAGAGCGUAAAUAACAUCAAUGUAGUCAACGUCAACAAGAGCGUAUGUUGGCAAGAAAAAAACAGGUUAGAAUGCAAAACAAUUCGUCGAUACCCAAAUGCCGUCUGUCAGCGUCAGUUAAUCCAAUCAUUGUCACUGAUGACUUAAUGUCAUUGUUUUGAUUUCAAUUUUGUUUCGUGUUGAAUAACUUUGUAUAUUGAGAUAUUUUUUUUUAAUGUCUGAUUUUUCUGGAAAUAAAAGAAAUAUAUAGUUUAAUAAUUUUUUUUUUCAAAUGUUAAUCUGUGC
Messenger RNA from Lymnaea stagnalis (great pond snail), 13942 nucleotides. The record is from the annotation of a GenBank genome assembly. Lineage: Eukaryota; Metazoa; Mollusca; Gastropoda; Lymnaeidae.